Messenger RNA from Ctenopharyngodon idella (grass carp), 2931 nucleotides. RefSeq names its product serine/threonine-protein phosphatase PP1-beta catalytic subunit-like. NCBI's taxonomy places the organism in Eukaryota, Metazoa, Chordata, Actinopteri, Cypriniformes, Xenocyprididae. Gene Ontology annotation, cellular component: cytoplasm; nucleus. Gene Ontology annotation, molecular function: protein serine/threonine phosphatase activity. Gene Ontology annotation, biological process: regulation of circadian rhythm; circadian regulation of gene expression. The transcript is spliced from 8 exons. The coding region runs from base 109 to 1092 and encodes 327 amino acids. The record is from RefSeq and is a predicted model, not a curated record.
GUACAGUAGGCCUAAGUGAGUCGAAGAGUCGAUUCCAACUCCUGGAGUCGGAGUCGACUCUGAAACAGCUGAUCGAACACCCACAGUCGCGGGAAUGACUGCAGGAAAAUGGCGGAGGGAGAUCUGAACGUAGACAGCAUCAUCUCCAGACUGCUGGAAGUGCGAGGAUGUCGUCCUGGGAAGGUGGUGCAGAUGACGGAGGCGGAGGUGCGAGGGCUGUGCAUCAAAUCUCGAGAGAUCUUCCUCAGUCAGCCCAUCCUGCUGGAGCUGGAGGCACCACUCAAGAUCUGUGGUGACAUCCACGGUCAGUACACAGACCUGCUGCGGCUCUUUGAGUAUGGCGGUUUCCCUCCGGAAGCCAACUACCUGUUCCUGGGAGACUAUGUGGACCGAGGGAAGCAGUCGCUGGAGACCAUCUGCCUCCUGCUGGCGUACAAGAUCAAAUACCCCGAGAACUUCUUCCUGCUCCGCGGCAACCACGAAUGUGCCUCCAUCAACCGCAUCUAUGGGUUUUAUGACGAGUGUAAACGCAGGUUUAAUAUCAAACUUUGGAAGACUUUUACCGACUGCUUCAACUGUCUGCCCAUCGCCGCCAUUAUCGACGAGAAGAUCUUUUGCUGUCAUGGAGGCCUCUCUCCAGACCUGCAGUCCAUGGAGCAGAUCCGGCGCAUCAUGAGGCCGACUGACGUGCCCGACACAGGCCUGCUGUGUGACCUGCUGUGGUCAGACCCGGAUAAAGACGUCCAGGGCUGGGGUGAGAACGACAGGGGCGUGUCCUUCACGUUUGGAGCCGACGUGGUCAGCAAGUUUCUCAACCGUCAUGACCUGGACCUCAUCUGCAGAGCUCACCAGGUGGUUGAAGACGGAUAUGAGUUCUUUGCUAAGCGGCAGCUCGUGACGCUGUUCUCGGCACCCAACUACUGCGGGGAGUUUGAUAACGCUGGCGGCAUGAUGAGUGUGGAUGAGUCCCUCAUGUGCUCUUUCCAGAUCCUGAAGCCCUCUGAGAAGAAGGCGAAGUACCAGUAUGGAGGGGUGAGUUCAGGGCGGCCCGUCACCCCGCCGCGCACAGCUCCGGCCCCUAAGAAGAGGUGAGGCGUAAGACGUCCUCCCAGAAGCCCCUGCACAUGUCCAGCUGUUCUCUCUCUCUCACACACACUCACACACACACAUUGUCACCGCUCGUCGCUCUUGAUUUGCUUGUUUUGUUGGCGUUUCUGUUAAUAAUUGUUAUUAUCUGGCUGUGUGUUUUCCAGUACUUUCAUAUAUUGCACAAUCUGGACUGUGCUUCAGAGAAAAUAUGAUGUGUGUGUGUUUGGAGAUUGUGAGGGGUGUGAAUAUUACCUGUUUCCUGUACAUAUCCUUUCAUCUGAGGCACACUGGGACAGAUCAUUCUCACACGAUUCCAAUCUUAUUCUUGAACAACAGUGUUGUGUCGCCCAUCGGGCAGAUCUCAUGAGACUUUCUGCUAAUAAGUAAAAUGAAUAUAACUGCAGCAAAAUAAUUUAGACACUUUACACUUGUAAAUGUGUGAAUGUGAUUCGGUGUCUGCAUCUGCAGGAUCUUCACUGACGUCACUUUUCUUGAUGAUGUUUGAAGAGUCAGCUGGUGUUUUGGUGAUUUUAGUGGAUGUAUGAAGUCAGUUCUGCUAAAGUUCACACAGAUGUAGAGAAUCACAUUAACUAGCAGCAUCAUCCACUAACUAACUAACUAACCACAAACACACUCACAACACUGUCCACGUCUAUUGAUUUAGCAGUUCAAACACAACACACAUUGUACAGUGUGUUUGUGUGUCUUUCUUUCCUGUCAGUGACACUGGCUUUGAUAUUUUGUAUCUAAUUUAACGAUGUUCAUGAAUUAAUUCAAAUAUUUUUGGGUCACUUUUGGCACAAAAGCUCAGUAGUGUACAUUAAACACUACAGACUGAUUCAGUUGAAAUUGUUGGCAUGAAAAACCGUGUAUUUGAUCUGUUUUGCUGUGUAAUCCUGUGUGUGUUCAGAGUGUUCAAACUGGACUCUGAGUGACGGCAGUAAUAUCUGUUAUUCUAUAGGAGUGUUUCCUGCAGUCUGCCUUCGGUUUGGGUUUAAGAGUCGUUGUCUGAUGUGCUCUCAGUUAUAAACUUAAGACCCUUUCUGCAAACUGAUACUAACGGUUUGCGACCCAUGUUAACUGUUAAAAUUAGAGUUCAAAAAUAACAUGCUUCUGAAAUUUUGUGUUACAGCUUCUUUAAGGCUUUUAUUAGACUUUGAGUUUGAAUGAAAUUGUAAGUAAAUAUUACUUCACUACAAAGACAGCAAAUAUUUUUGACAUUUUCAAAAUGAGUUUUGAGAUUCGUUUCAAACUCUUUUAACUCUUUCCCCGCCAGCGUGUUUUAAAAAAGUUGCCAGCCAGCAGCAGCGUUUUUGAUCAUUUUCACAACACCUUUUUUAAAGCCCCCAGAAUAUUUUGCUUUUAAACAAACAAACAAAAAGCGUUUUAUUUUAGCAUCAUGGAUGCUUUUUUUUUUUUUCCAAAGACUACAGUGUGCAUAAGCGAUGCUUUUAUCUCUUGUUUCUGCUUCUUCGCCUGUGUUUUGAUCCGGAGAUUCAGAACUCUUUCAGAAAAUGCGUAAUAGCGCCCCCUACUGUAUAACAGUGAAAACAUUGAAAGCGGAAAAAUUCCGUCAAUGGCGGGGAAAGAGUUAAUUGUAAUAAAUGAUAUUGUGCUGUUGACUCUGUGAAGAGGACCGGAGAGCCGUCCGUCUCACUGGUACUUGCUUAGAUUUUAAUUUGAGCAAAUUAGAUGGAAACGGUCUUAAGAAAUGACCUGUGAAUAUUUUAUUGCAUCUUUUAACAAUUAUUUCAGUGAAAAAUUUGCCACAGCAAGUGGCAGGGAAACCACAAAUUUUGUGGUGACAUUCCAACCUAAAAAUAAAACCAUAAAGUGUUUUGA